Saccoglossus kowalevskii is the source of this 506-nucleotide messenger RNA. RefSeq names its product peptidyl-prolyl cis-trans isomerase-like 3. Gene Ontology annotation, cellular component: catalytic step 2 spliceosome. NCBI's taxonomy places the organism in Eukaryota, Metazoa, Hemichordata, Enteropneusta, Harrimaniidae. Gene Ontology annotation, biological process: protein peptidyl-prolyl isomerization. Gene Ontology annotation, molecular function: peptidyl-prolyl cis-trans isomerase activity. The record is from RefSeq and is a predicted model, not a curated record.
UCGACAACAUGUCGGUCACAUUACAUACAGAUGUUGGUGAUAUUAAAAUUGAAUUAUUUUGUGACCUCGUUCCGAGAGCAUGUGAGAAUUUUCUGGCUCUAGCAGCCAGUCACUACUAUGAUAACUGCAUUUUCCACAGAAAUAUUGCUGGAUUUAUGGUGCAAACUGGUGAUCCUAUGGGCACUGGUAAAGGUGGACAAAGUAUCUGGGGAAAAAAAUUUGAAGAUGAAAUUGUGGAUUCAUUGAAGCACAAUGUGAGAGGAGUAGUUUCCAUGGCAAAUAGUGGCCCAGACACCAAUGCAUCACAGUUUUUCAUCACGUAUGCAAAACAGCCUCAUCUAGAUAUGAAAUACACCAUAUUUGGAAAAGUUAUUGAUGGAUUUGAAACGCUUGAUGAUCUGGAGAAGCUACCAGUGAGCGAGAAGAACUAUAAACCUUUGAAUGAUGUUCGGAUACGUACUUUAACAAUCCAUGCAAAUCCAAUUGCUGAUCAGGCCGAUAAUUAA